AACCCACCCACCACUACAAAGAAAAAGAUCCCACCUUUCUUUUCCCCUCUCUCUACAAAAAGAUUUGAACUUUAUUCAAGAACUUUGGUCACAUAAUCAAGAACCCAUCUUUUGAGUUGAUUCAUAUCUUUUUUACUUCAAUCAAGCAUGGCUAGCAUUGAAAAUGGUGUGAAAGAAGAUGAUGAUAACAAGUGGCCACCAUGGCUUAAACCACUUUUGGAAACAAGGUUUUUUGGUCAAUGCAAGAAUCACCCAAGUGCUCACAAGAGUGAAUGUAAUAUGUUUUGCUUGGAUUGCUUUGAUGGAGCUCUUUGUGCUCUUUGUCUUGCUUCUCACCAAGAUCAUAGAGCCAUUCAGAUAAGGAGAUCAUCAUACCAUGAUGUGAUAAGGGUUUCUGAGAUUCAGAAAUACAUGGAGAUUACGGAGAUUCAGACUUAUGUGAUCAAUAGUGCUAAAAUCGUGUUCUUGAAUGAGAGACCUCAGCCAAGGCCAGGUAAAGGUGUCACCAAUACUUGUGUUGUUUGUGAUCGCAGCCUUCUGGAUUCGUUCUCUUACUGCUCUAUCGGCUGCAAGAUUGUUGGAGCAUCCAAGAAUUUCCGAAAGAAAAAAACAAGAUUGACAGAGACAUGUGGAUCAGACUACUUUGAAGAAGAAUCGAUGGCUGAUAUUGGAUAUGGAGGUGUCAGGAACGUAUUCCGGGGAUUCACACCAUCGACACCGCCUCAAACUACCGGAAUCUACAGAAGUGCCAAGAGACGGAAGGGAAUUCCACAUCGAUCUCCAAUGGGGGGAAGCCUUAUCUUGGAAUAUUGUUGAUGACAAAAAAAAUGGUUAGUGGGAGUUGGAAUGGAAUGGAAUGUCAGAAAUCAAUGAAUGGAAUCAAUCCACCUCAAAUCCACCAAGAUUUACUAUAGUGUUCAAAGGUGUGAUAGUAUAAUACACACACACAAUAUACAAGUACCCUUUACUUUAUAGUUUGUUAUAGCAAAGAAAGAAAGUAACUUUCUUUAUGAAGCAACACACUGAGCUUUUGUGUAGGAGGCCGGUGUUGAAAUUGCUAGUCAAGUUUGUUUAUACAAAUCAAGAAGUUACAAUAGUUAUGAAUGUGGUAUGCUUAUGAAAAACAAUAAUGUUACUCCAUUCAAAUGUUUUGGAGUGAUUGUAAAACGCAUUGAUAUCAAGUGUUUGAGUGUGUAGGAUUUG
Molecule: messenger RNA, 1203 nt
Organism: Daucus carota subsp. sativus
Lineage: Eukaryota; Viridiplantae; Streptophyta; Magnoliopsida; Apiales; Apiaceae
Product: protein RGF1 INDUCIBLE TRANSCRIPTION FACTOR 1
Exons: 4
Coding region: 148-816 (222 amino acids)
Source: RefSeq, a predicted model, not a curated record